This is a messenger RNA of Camellia sinensis, 1707 nucleotides long. RefSeq lists its product as uncharacterized. The record is from RefSeq and is a predicted model, not a curated record. Gene Ontology annotation, cellular component: cytoplasm. NCBI's taxonomy places the organism in Eukaryota, Viridiplantae, Streptophyta, Magnoliopsida, Ericales, Theaceae.
GCCAAAUAACUUGAUAAAAAAUUAAAAAUCAACUUUUUACCAACUUUUCAAAACAGCCCUAAAUUACUCAAACCUAAAUCUAUUAAAAUUCAUUUAAAGUGAACCUAAAAAGUACAUAAGUGAAACAUAAAACUUGUUCGAAUCCAAACCUAAAACAACCUUAACUAGCUCUCUGACAAAGUCCCACACGUCAACGCUUUUCAAGUCCUACGUGAGCUGAAUAUCAACGGCUAUAUAUACAUCCCACUCACACAAACAUACAAAAUUCAAAAACACUUUCUUUCUUCUUCUUCUUCUCACUUGUCUUCAAACCCUAGUUAAUUUCUCAUUGCUUCAAAUUCAAACCCUACUCUCUCUCUCUCUCCCCCAUGAAUUUCUUCAAUUCUCUCUCCUCAGACGACCCACACACUUCUCCUUCCUCCCCACUACCCAAUUCCCAAUCAAACGAGCCCUCAAUUUCAUCAAUCACCAAUGUGUGGUCCUUUGGUGACCGCCUCAUCAAAACCCUUGCUUCCAAAUCCAAGUCUCUGAUCGAGAUCUACUGUCGUGAUCUCAAGGAAUUUGCCUCCGGACUGAGGAACGAGACCGCCCUGAUUCAGGAAUUCGCCCUUAAUUUUGGGAACAGAGUCUCUGAGAUCAUAUGUCACAGUAAGAAGGACUCUGUUCUUCUUGCUGGUGAUUCUGAACAAUUUGAGAAUCUGAAGAAUUCGAGACCGUAUAAUAGGUUUAAUGUGCAAAUUCGCAAAAUUCAGUGUGCUUUGAAUACGUAUUGCGAGGAACCGGAGAAUUUAGAGGAGUACUAUAAGUGGGAUUUAGGGUUUAAUUUGGAUGAGAAGGAAUGGGAGAUUGAUGAUUUGAUCGAAGAGAAUGGGAUGAUUGAAGAGAUUUAUAAUGAGGUUGUUCCCAGUAGGGUUGAUCGGGAGACCUUUUGGUGCCGGUAUUUUUAUUGGGUUUGUAAGGUUAAGAAAGCAGAGGAGGCAAGGGCUAGGCUUGCUAAUAAGAGGGCAAUUUCAGUACAGGAGGAAGAAGAGGAUGAAUUUGGUUCGGGUGUUGAAGACGAUGAUUAUGAAGAGAUUGAUGGGUCUAAGUUGAUGAAUAAUUCAAAACAAAAGGCGGGAGAGAAAUAUUCUUCAGAAAAGAUUGUUGUCGAGAGGUCUAACAUUGAAAGUGAAGAAAAGAGUCUGAAACAAGAAGAAGAUAAGGGGGUUGUUUCUGAAUCCAAGAGUGACAAUGGGGUUGAUGAGAGAGUGCAUUUGGAUGAUGGGUCUGAAUCAAUUGGCAGCAUGUUGGAGGCAAGAUCUGAUGAAUUGGGUUCGGAAAGAAAGAUAGAAAAUGGCCGAUCGUGUAAAGAUAGUGACUUUUCCGAUGUCUCAAGCCAACCAUCAUUAGUACCUGAGGAAGAAGACGAUUUUGGGUGGGAUAAGAUUGAAGAUAUUGAUAGCAUUGAUUCUGGAAGAUGCUAUGAAGAGGAGGAAGAUCUCAGUUGGGAUAUUGAGGAUUUUGACGAGCUUGUUGAUCCACGAUGAUAAAUAUUCUGAGUUUUGUUCUAUAUAACUCACUACUACUCUCUCCAAUUGGGAUAUUUUGCAAAUUGUUAAUUUUUAUGCCAUCAUGGUGAGUUUUUUAUUUUUUAUUUUUAAGGUUGAGGUGUGAAUACAAUAUUUUUUUAUCAAGUGAUUAAUUGUGUUAGUGAUCUAGAAUUUUAUA